UGCCUGAGUCAUACAAAUUGGGGCGGCUCACAUAAGCUAAACAUACACGUUUAAUGCAGAUUUUGUUUGAAAUUGACUCCCAAAAUAGUAUUUGAUGAAAAAACCAGAAUAUGUUCUCAGUACUGAAAAGGGUAUCGUUAUUCAUAGCAUCAAACACAUCGUCGUCAUCACCAUCAUUUCCAAAUUCUCUCUCUAAACUCGUCAUGAAUUCAAAUACCAACUCUGACUCUUUCGGAGGAUCACAGCGACUUUUGGCCUUGGCUCGACAACUCUGUCUCUAUAAACCCCCUCCGACAUUCGAUGACACAGACAUCGAAGAGCAAAGAAUCGAAGAGAGUGAAGGGAAGGUUGUUUCCCAGGUGGGUUUUGCUGAAUCGGCAACACCAAUUGUUCACCAACCCGAAAGGUUCAGACCCAAGCGAGCCGCGGUUCUGAUCUGCCUCUUUGAAGGGGAUGAUGGUGAUCUUCGUGUCAUCCUCACUAAGCGCUCCUCAAGGCUCUCUACUCACUCUGGUGAAGUUUCAUUGCCAGGAGGGAAAGCAGAUGAGGGAGAUGCAGAUGAUGCUGAUACAGCAACAAGGGAAGCAAAGGAGGAGAUAGGAUUGGAGCCUUCCCUCGUGAAAGUUGUGACUGUUCUUGAACCAUUCUUGUCUAAGCAUCUCCUUAGAGUAAUUCCUGUGAUAGGCUUACUUCCUGAUAAGAAAACAUUCAAGCCUGUCCCAAAUGCUGCUGAAGUUGACGCAGUAUUUGAUGCUCCCUUGGAAAUGUUCAUCAAGGAUGAAAACAGGAGAUCUGAGGAGAGAGAGUGGAUGGGUAACAAGUUUCUGAUGCAUUUCUUUGACUAUGAAACGGAUAAUAAGAAGUAUUUGAUAUGGGGUCUUACUGCUGGGAUUUUGAUUAGGGCAGCAUCAGUGGUGUACCAAAGGCCACCAGUUUUCCUGGAGCAGAAUCACAAAUUCAAGGUUCCCAGUAUUGUGGAGGAAGAUACAUAAUGCCUUAAAUUUAAUGGGAACUUCAUUUGGUGAGUAUUCUGCCCUAUUCCCUCUGCAAUAAAACCCACUACAACCAGCACCUGUAGUUUCCAAGAUAUAUGAUCAAUGUAAAUUCAGGCACUCGGACCAUUUUAUGCAAUUUGUUGGGUGAUGCGAAGUGAAACCCUCUGCAUACUAUUUAGAAUGCAAUAAAUAUAUAUAUAUAUAUAUAUAUAUAUAGAGAGAGAGAGAGAGAGAGAGAGAGAGAGAGAGAGAGAGAUGGGUAGAGGCAACUGGAUUCGACUUUUGAGAAUAUCUUGGCUGCGAGUAAAUUGUUAGAGCAAACUUGUUGCUUCAUUUUUGAGGUUUUCGCAGAUUAGUCAUCUUCAGUGAGUUCAAAUUUGUAUUCUAUAUGGCUCUUGAUUGUUUGGUUGUUUUUGGAGGAUUCUUUCCCAAGAUCAGAAGCUUGAUUUUCAGUUGCACAUAAUUACGCUAAUAAUGAGAUUAUUUCAAUUCAUGACUUUUUACUCAUUUAAAGGAAUGAGGACACAAAUCCAUAGUUAGAGCUAUCUAACAAUUAUAUCUGCCUGAAGAAGCUUAAAGUUGUUUCUUUUCUUCUUAUUUAUUUAUUUCUUUCUUUCUUUCUUUCUUUUAUUUUUGGGGGUCAUAGUUAGCUUAAAGACUAUUACAGCGCGAAUAGCUCUUUUCCUGAUGAAAUGGAAACUUUUUGUUUUUUUUGUUUUUUUUUUUUCUCAUCUUUUAUUAUUGCUAUUUAUCUUUUUAAUGACAAUAAGUCUUUCCUCCAGGCAUAACUGAGAAAUAGAUCAAUUUUAGUUAUCUCUUGAACUUAUGCAUUUCCUGUUCUCAUGUUUCUCUUUCAUUUAUUUGUAGCACUAGGUCGCAUAUAGUAAAGAUGACAAAAGUUGGGAUCCAUAAGAAGCCUUUUGGAAAACUUAAAUAUUUACUAGAAAAAAAGAUAAUUUAUUUACCAAGACGUCUCAACAAAUUAGCAGAAAAUUGAUACCUUUCCGCCAUUGAGAAUUUGAAAUGAUACAAUAUCAAGACUACCAGAGUGCCCUUUUUUCCUCUCUUCACCUUGAGCUGGUGUUCGGAAGUUAAGAUUUAAAGCCAUCGAGACAAAGUUAGGCCGGCGACUAUGAAAGGGCCUUCAUAUUCAACUUGUAUUUCGGAAUUCAUUGUGGAUCUAUUCUUCCAUAGCUCCAAACUAGGUCCAAUUUCUCAUUUGGUUUGCCCCUUGUUUUGCCAUUUUUGGUACUCAGGAUCGUUGCAUCUUUCUGAUUGCAGCAUUGUUUAAAGACUUCAUGCUUCCUGCGCAGCACAGGUAAAUUGUGCAGGUUGUACACUCCUUUUGGACUUCUGUUUUUGCCAAUAGACGUGGUCAGUCCGCGAUUUUGAAAAUGCCAAUGUUUGGUAGUAGCGUAGGAGGUUGUUUUCAUGUUUUGAAGGAAGAAAGGGAGAGCCGCAAAGGCUCCCUGCGGCUCCCUUUGGAUACAUUCAACUGGAAUAAGGGCGAGCCGCACAGGCUCCCUGCGGCUCCCCCUUGGAUACGUUCAACUGGAAUCCAUUUAAGCAUCGGGACUACAUCCAAGGAUGAGUCUUGCUUUGCUCCCCCUUUCGAUACUCUUUGAAACCUUACUUUUCAUCGAGAGUGGUUGUAGACUUGUAAUCCAGUAGUAUUUUCUUAUCUUUCGAAAUAAAAGGUUGAUAGUUCAGGUCCUUAGAAAUAAAGUGACUGUGUGAGUUAUUUGUCACGAUAAACAAAACUAUUUGAAUUUAGAAAGAUGUAGCAAUGGGUAAAACUUGGUAAGAUUUUUUUUU
Cornus florida is the source of this 2810-nucleotide messenger RNA. RefSeq names its product nudix hydrolase 15, mitochondrial-like. The record is from RefSeq and is a predicted model, not a curated record. Bases 111 to 992 code for a protein of 293 amino acids. Gene Ontology annotation, molecular function: acetyl-CoA hydrolase activity; coenzyme A diphosphatase activity. NCBI's taxonomy places the organism in Eukaryota, Viridiplantae, Streptophyta, Magnoliopsida, Cornales, Cornaceae. Gene Ontology annotation, biological process: coenzyme A catabolic process. The transcript has 4 exons.